GAACCAAAGAAGAUGAAUCAUUGCAGUCACGAAAGCUUUAAAUCGAAAUUUAAUGGUAUAACUCUCAAAUGAGUAAGUUUGCAGGCGAUUUUCAUUUUGGCCAUUAAAAUAAAUCUGUACCAUUACAGAUUUUCCACUUAAUCGGCGCCCAUUCUGCUCUGGCCCAUGCAUGUAUGGAUGAGUGUGCUAAUUGUGUUUGUGUUGAUGUGUAUUCAUUAUGUAGGAUUUCAUAUUUGUGUAGAUGUUUUGUUCUUGAGUACGUGUGUAUAUGUAUUUCGGUGUAAUCAUGUGUAUAUGCUGACAUGUUAUUUUCUCAUUUAUGUAUACCUGUAUGCGUAUGCAUAUUAUGUAUAUUUAAUUGUGUAUGCUUUUGUGUUAGUAAAUGUGUAUAAUUGCAUGUGUGUGUACCAGCUUGUGUUGCUUCACUCCUCUGCUAGGCCCAGUUACUGUACGGCAAUGUCAAUAGGCCUGGCCUUGGACGGGUCCCACGUUUAGCCAAGAGGUUCCGCUGGGACAUGGCGAUGGUUUAACUAUAUUCCGCUUGGCAGGAGUGAAUUGUUGUGAGCGUGAUAACGCUGCUUGAGUGUGUGUGUACUAGCGUUGCCGGAGCUGUCACUGCGUGCUGUGAAAUGUGUUUACGGUGUCGCCUACUGGGCCCUUCGUAGCCGGGCCAGGACGCAGGAGCACCCUCUCCACAUCAAGCGCGAGAUCACGUCAAAUUGCUUUCUAAAAAUAUAAGCCGCUUGCAAUACGAUACUUCGUAUUUUUAAAGGGGGGAGGGGGUUAGGGUUUGAGGUGAAGCGUGCAGACUGUUAUUCGCGUGUGGCAGCGGUCGCACACGCUUCACCAUCAUCGACUGCAUGACUUUGCGUUAGUUGCCAGUGCUUAACGAUAAAAAAAUUUUAAUAUAUUUUUUUAAGACAGCUAUUGAAUAAUUGAGUGUCACGUCGAUAAAAAUUGUGCGACGGCCACACAUCUCGGCGACGAUUAGGCAAGUGCAGUAUUUCUCUGUACGGAAGCGUGCAGCUGUGAAGCAGAUGAUAGAGCGGUAUUAUCACCAGCUGACGGAAGGCUGUGGCAACACCAGCUGCUCCAACGAAUUCUGUGCCUCCAGUCCAGCGUUCAAGCCUCUGGAUAACAACAGUGCAGCAAUCAGGGCUGUAGAGCUAUGUCGUAAUAAAGCCAAGCUGUGCGACCCACACCCUUCCAAGAGGGGAGCUUCUCUCUGCCACAUCGACUACUACCCGGAGGCCGACCUGGCGUCCCAGGACAGUCGGAUAGCCGAGGGAGCCGUGGCGUUGGGAAAGGCCGCACAGCCCCACAGGCAGGACUUCCCAGAUGUAAGAUUCCUUACGGAGGAGAAGCUGGAGGAGAUAAUGCAGACAUGCACCAGCGUGGGAGACCUGUCUCCGCUUGUGCGGGUCAUAGGCCGCAUCUUCUCGAGCGCCGACGCCCUCGUCCAGAGCUUCCGCAAGCCCAAGCAGCCGUCCAAGGAGGAGCUCAAGUCCUUGCAGACCAAGGACGAGGACAAGGACGAAGACGAGAAGGAGGUGUUUGUGGAUGCACCCAUGGAAGUGGAAGAGGCUGCGGCGGCCACGGCCGAAGGUGGCAAUGUGGCAGCUGCGGGGGCGGCAGCGUCAUCGUCGAGUGGCCAAACGGAGGCCAAGAAUCACUUGGUUGAGCUAGGGCCCGACGAAGUGACGUUGGACAUUGAGGCAGUGCGUCGCGCUUACCGGCUGCUGCUGACGCAUGACAGGAUAGAGACGGCGAUUCUCAAUGCCCUGUUGUGCCUGUCGCCCAACGUGGAGUGCGAACUAACGUACCAUAACAUGUACGUGCGGGACCCCAACUACCUGAACCUCUUUGUCAUCAUCAUGGAGAACCACAACCUGCACAGUCCCGAGUACCUGGACGUCGCGCUGCCGUCGUUCUGCAAGGCCAUGAGCAAGCUGCCACUCGCAGCGCAGGGCAAGCUGGCGCGGCUGUGGUCGCAAUACAGCCCCGACCAGCUGCGACGCAUGCUGGAGACCUUUCAGCAGCUCAUCACGUGCAGGGUCAUCACGCAGGAGUUCAACAGCCGCAACUUGGUGAACGAGGACGACGCGGUGGUGUCGGCCACCAAGUGUCUCAAGGUGGUGUACUACGCGAGCCUGCUGGGCGGCGACCUGGAGAAGGGCCACAUCGAGGAGGAGGAGGACGACGACGACGAGCCCGUGCCGGAUUUGAACGACGCCACGCUGCGGGAACUGCUCGGCGAGGACCGCCACAACAAGAAGGGGCCGCGCAUUGACCAGCUGGAGGCCGAGCUGAGCCUGCGCAGGACCGACUGCCGCAAGCCGAUGAUCCCGUACGAGGAAUUCAUCAACGAGCCGCUCAACGACGUGCUGGAGAUGGACAAGGACUUCACGUUCUUUAAAGUUGAGCAGGACAAGAAGUUUUCGUUCAUGACUUGCCCAUUCAUCCUGAGCGCCGUCACCAAGAACCUGGGCCUGUAUUACGACAACCGGAUACGCAUGUACAGCGAGAGGCGGAUAACGGUGCUCCACAGCCUGGUGCAGGGCCAGCACCUGCACCCCUACCUCAGGCUCAAGGUCCGCAGAGACCACGUCAUCGACGACGCGCUCGUUCGGUUGGAGAUGAUUGCUAUGGAGAACCCCGCGGACCUGAAGAAACAGCUGUACGUGGAGUUCGAAGGAGAGCAGGGUGUGGACGAAGGUGGCGUCUCCAAGGAGUUUUUCCAGCUCGUCGUGGAGGAGCUCUUCAACCCUGAUAUAGGAAUGUUCACCUUUGACGAGUCGACGAGGCUCUUCUGGUUCAAUCCAUCGUCGCUGGAGAACGAGGGCCAGUUCACGCUGAUCGGCAUCGUGCUGGGGCUCGCCAUCUACAACAACUGCAUCCUCGACAUCCACUUCCCCAUGGUUGUCUACCGCAAGCUCAUGGGCAAGCGGGGGACCUUUCACGAUCUCGCGGACUCCCACCCGGCGUUAUACCAAAGCUUGAAGGACCUGCUGGCCUACGAAGGCAGCGUGGAGGACGACAUCAUGGCUACCUUUCGCAUCUCGUACUUUGACAUGUUUGGCACCCCCAUUACUCAAGAUCUGAAGGAGAAUGGCGAGGACAUUCCUGUCACUAAUGACAACAAAAAGGAGUUUGUCGACCUGUACGCCGAGUACAUCCUCAACCAGUCGGUGGAGAAGCAGUUCAAGGCGUUCCGCCGGGGCUUCCACAUGGUGACGAGCGAGUCGCCCCUGAAGGCCCUCUUCCGGCCCGAGGAGGUGGAGCUGCUCGUGUGCGGCAGCCGGGUGCUGGAUUUCCAUGCCUUAGAAGAUGCAACGGAAUAUGAUGGUGGAUUCAAUAAAAGUUCAAGAGUUAUAAGAGACUUCUGGGACACGGUGCACGAUUUUUGCGAAGACAAAAAGAGGUUGUUCCUUCAGUUCACCACCGGCACAGACCGGGCACCUGUCGGCGGUCUGGGAAAACUCAAAAUGAUUAUCGCCAAGAACGGCCCCGACUCGGACAGAUUGCCCACGGCACACACCUGCUUCAACGUGCUGCUGCUUCCCGAGUAUAGCAGCCGGGAAAAGCUCAAGGAGAGGCUGCUCAAAGCCAUCACCCACGCCAAGGGCUUUGGCAUGCUCUAGGCAUGCUGUAGCCACUGCCCAGCCUCCAGGAAAGGGGGUGGUGUGAAGGGGAGUCGGAGGAAAUCCCCACCAGUUGGGCCAACACAUUUUUAGUUUUGCCUCCCGGCCGCAACUCAGCACAGGCUUUGCAGCAAGGCUACAAUGAUUUGCCAAAAUCAAUGAAACCACAAAGAUAGCAGCGAGUAAGACCCCUCACAAGCCUUAUUAAUUUGCUUCCGAACUCGUUAUGACUGUUCUAAAUGAUGACAGCCACAGUUUUGGGAGACUUUUUUUCCAUCACAAGAGUGUUGUUAAAAUCUACUUUGUUCAUUCUUCCUUCAAUGCCCAUGUAUGUUGCUGCUAAUUUAUAGUUGUUCUCAUACAUUUUUUAUUUUGUUAUAUAUAAAUUUUGACGUAAAAACAUUUGUGGUCAUUGUUGAAUUAAAGAUUUUCCCCCACUGUCAUUAAGGUUUUUCACAUUUUAGAUUUUUGUUACAUUUGACAUAUUUUUCUUCUUUGUUAAAGUGCAAACAUUUAAAAAUAAUGAUAAAAUUGCUCUAUUCUUAUUUGCUACCGCCACAGCCCAGAGUAAGAGAGCGGUCAUUGUCAUCUGGUCCUGAAGAUAUUGUUUUCGAGAUUCGAAUUGAACGCUUUGCAUGACUGCAUACUCAUUUUUUUUAACUAACCAUUUAAUAAACUAAGCAUAAUUUAAGUAGUAAAUGUACACCGAUUGAAAUAGUCCAAACGCGGCUUAAAUAAACUGUCCAAAUUAAUAUCAUAGUGUAACACAUGCUAAAGUAAACCCUUUUAUGUGGGGCAGUCAAAACAUUUUGAGAGCUGCAUAUUGUUGAAGCACGUACAUUUAUUUAUUAUAUUGGGCCCUUAAAAUCACAGCACUUGCUAUAUGAUAGGUACAAAAAUAGAAGGCUUAAAAAACGAAAUACUGUGACUUUCCUUUCUCGUUCUUUUACAACUACUAUGGCUGUCCAUCUUGAGCAAUGAUUUUGUGUUUGCAGUGGUGAAUGUGAUGUUUACAGUGAAAGAUAAAUUGUAAAGCAUGCAUUUGUGGCAGAUGUUGCAAUAACUACUUACCGAUGGCAAAUGUUAUAAACCAAACUUCUGUUGGCGUACGCCAAAUUACCAAACUUGUAAAGCCAGAUGAAAAUACAUACAAUUGAAAUCCAUUACAAAAAAAUCAAGGCCUUUAUAGUUUUUUUCAAUGAAAAGGUUCUUAUAGAUGUGUACGGAGCUGAGAUACGAUAAUAUCCACGGUAAAUGUUCCAUGUCACCACUGUCUUGUCAGGUGCUCAGCAUUGAGUUGCGGUUUAAAUGGUUCAUCCACAGCAUUUGUAGUUUAGCUCGGGCACUUAUUAUACCGAAAUAUGUCCAGUUGUCAAGAUAGUUUAGUAAACGUGUUUUUUUGUCAAGGGACACAAACGUCAAUUUGUCCAUUUAAUAUAAGCACUCUGCCGCUAAAUUACCGUGACUGGUCUGUUGGUUUAUAAGUCUUCCAAGAGACACCUUGUACUUUUAAAAGAAACUACCCCAUUGCGAUCGACCCUUUCUGCACACUGAAGCAUACCGCACACCACCUUACCUUGGUCAUGCCCUUUUUUAACGGGACUUGACCAAUGUGAUUUUAAAAGCAGAAAUCUCUGAAUAUUAUUGCCAUGUAUUGACAGCCCUCCACGUUACUGAGACCACACUUCCCGUAUUUUGUAAAAAAUAAAUACAAUCUGAUAUGGCACUUGUGCAUGUACUCUGUUAAAUUAAACUUUUGCUGAUGUUUCUAAAGCCAUUGAAAUUAAUAUUUGUGUGUGUCCAUCUCCACAAAGAAAUUUGUUUGCCAUCGAGAGGAGUCUUGUAAAUUAUUUUGGCUUUAGGUCACAAUAAAGGGGAAUGCACCUUAGCAUAUUUUUCGCUUCACGAUCACCAUCAGUUGUAGGCUAUUACUCGAUGAAAACCUCACCGUUUUCUGAUACCACGAAUAAUCUCGUGCACAUGAGUUAAUCUCAUCGCUCCAUGUCUGGCGGUCAUCCUAUCAGGCACGUUUUUGCCUUCGGCCGGCGAUUUGUCACCAGUCACACGAACCAGUCAUCAAUCCCCUUACAGUCAUGUCCUGCCCGAGCCCACUUUCGUUGACGGUCCAUAUGAUGUCUCUCUAAUUUACAUUUAAUCCUUUUGUUUCUCUGUCACGGUGUAAUUCCCAAUGCAUAUUGCAUGCUUUUUGUACUAUUUAAUCUUUGGUCCCUGUGUUAGUGUCCAUGUUUUUAAAUGUCAUCGCAGGUAACAUCCACCGAUUCCAAACUUGACUUCUCGAAGCCCGUUGGUAAAUUUAUUUUCAAUAUCAAAUUCAGUUUUACAGAAGCACUUAUCCCUGCUGUCAUUUGCUAUAAUUAAUCAUUUUAAUGCUUAUCCCUAUUUCAAUUAUUGUCCUGUGUAAUAUCCGUUUCCAAUAGUGUCCCUCCAAUUGUUGUAUUUUGUGUAGCAAACUGGGAACAGUACUUGUAUCGCUUGCAUCAACACGCAUUAACAAGUUUUAACUUCGGAGUAAAUGCAGGCACGAAUUAACAUAACCUGAAAGGAGAGCAGAUGGUGAUUUCAAUGUUCUUAAAUAUUGCAAUUAAUUACUGAAAACUGAUGGCUUUGUGCUAAAUAGUGGCAAUGUAAGUCUCAUGCUUUGCUGGCCAAUGAGUAUUUCAUUUUCACAAUGGUGGCGACGACACUGAUCUUAAGUCGAGCUGAGGUCAAGACUUGGUAUGAACGAGAAAGUCAGCUGAUAUAAGGCCACACCCAUAGAUCGUGGACCUUUGAUGUUGGUUGUGCUUUUCUGAGAACUUAAUUUCAGCAGUGUUUCAUAGGUUGAUGGUGUAUACUUAGAUUUUGGCAGUGCCUGGGAGUUCUCACCAUGUUAACACAAGUUCAGAAUGCAAGCCACGUCAUUGCAUCGAACAAGUGUACAUAUUUGAGCACCAGUUAUUUGUCGACUCUUGCUUGAUUGUAUUUUAAUUUGAGCACCAGUGAUUGGUCUACUAUUGCUUGAUUUGAUUUUAAUGCAGCAUCUCUUAAGCUUUCACUGAGUGCAUUGGGAUCCUUUUUUGGGGCCGAAUAGGAGAUACGAGUAAGGAGAUACGAAGUGAACAAGAAGUGCUGUACCAAACAUCCAUGGUCCUUCAAGACCUAAGAAGGUUAGAUUUUAAAUGUGAGGCUGGAUUAGUACACAACAUUUAUUUCCACAGCAUAGCAGAGAAGGAAAUGUAACAGGAUGCAGUAUGUGAACAAUUUGGCUUAGCGAUCACAAGCAGCCAAUCAUGAACCUAUUGUCUUAUUGCUAAAGUGAUUUCUUUGUAACAUCCAUUUUCUCACAAAUUUUAGUUUGAAGGGUUAAAACACGCUAUGGGGAAACGUCUUUCUGGAAACAAACGUGGUCUCUUGAAACUCACUGCACUGGCACAGCUCUGUAAAUGUUUUGGAGUUUAGAGUUGGUAUUUUAAUAACUUUUCGUGCAUCGGGUCUUCAGGUGCAUCAGCAUUCAUGGCGAUCAUGUCUGAUGUCCUAUUCAAUACCACUUAGAAGUUACAGGGUAGGAGACUGUCGGAGACCAACUUGAUUCGAGCGUAAAGGGAAUUUUACUGAUUCCAAGGAUAAUGUGUACAACAUGCCACAUUUCUACAGCAAUGCCUUGUGGAACCUGUAAUGUUUUCUUUAAACGAUGCAUUUUUUAACUUGGUGUGUAACAAAACAUGAAUGUAUGGAGUUUCCUUACUGUGUACAUGCACCCUCAAUUAUCCAGACCUUGUUAAAAUAAAAAAGUGCAUUUUGCAGUCACUGCUUUUGUUUGUAAGAGAAAUGUUGGUGGAGUGCAACAUAAUUCUUAGCUCCCAAAUUGACAUCAUUAGUGGCUUUAACUGGGUGUCAGUCAAAAUGCACUUGAAAACCAGAGAUGCCCAAUAGAUUCCUUUUAGUUACUUGCAGGUAUUGGUUCACGCAGGUUUGCUGUGUUUAAUGUUUAUAUGCAAUGUUUAUUGUGCUUUGCUUGUUGCUUCACAUCUGAAUAUUUUCAGGAUAAUGCAUUACAUGCAACAUUACAAUUGAGUGUCUAUUUAAAGCGCAGAUAAUUUGGGACAGUGUGCAGAAUUGUAUUGGCGAACCCAAGAGGGGAUUCUUUGUUUUGUUAUUUUUAAAAUGUAUUUUAAAUGAACUCCUCUAAAAUGUGGCACAUCCCUGAGGCGAAUGUGAAACCACGUGUGUCGCAUCAUCCUGGAAUGUCUCCCCUUAUAAGGUUUUGCAUGCUUGGGAAGCUCGUGCUAUUCAUCCAAACAUAAUGCCCUGCAGCUGUUUAACCUAGCUUCAUCCAGAAACUUUUGUUUCACAAUACAGUUACAGCGACAGUGCGUGGGGCUUUGGAUGUCAAGUUAAGGUGAAAUGGGUCACUGACCCUUCACAGCAUAUAAUUUUAAAAUAACGUUCUGACAAUGUUUUAUUUUUUACACACCAAUGCAUCUUUAGGGACAGCUGUUAAAACUUACUUGCUUAAAUUAUGAAGUGUUUUCUUUCACCGAUGACUACUCGCUCACGUAAUUUUGAGAAUCGUAUUCCAUUCUGUAGUUUAACAACAUUGGCCUCAAUGCAUAUUUUUUAAAGGCCACUGUAGCGUAUAUUAUAUAAUGCAUUAACACAUUUAGGUGGUUUGUCCUUGGCCGGUUUAAUGUAAUAGAUUGCUGAAUUGCUAAGUAAGUAGUGGCAGACUUGGGAUUUCAAGAUGUGGAUGCAGGUCAUGAGCAAUUGUGACUGGCUGUUUGCAGACCGGACUAAAACAAUCGAAGUUUCACUCCGACAGAUAUAUACAGUACUUUGUACUCUUGCUUGUCCCCUGCUGUGUAUAACUCUUUAAUGUCUCAUACACAAAAUAACAACCAACUGAAAUUUAGGGUAAGGUAACGUAUUGUAUAAUUUCAAAAAAUAAACUGAUGGAAUAUAUGUGUAUAAAACUAAAUUGCAAUCUAUGGUGCAAAAGUGUACUGGAAUGUUUUCAGUAUACGGUGUAAGCUACGUUGUACAUUGUUACAAGUUGAAUAACAGCUUAUUUAGUAGCCUUGUCACUGCUUGUAUAAUUAGAACAUGCGAGAAACGGUCAAUGGGUUUCGACAACAUGAUACUAACAUAUGCAUGCACUGACUAUAACCACCCCUCUAAAUUAUGUUAUUAUUCCGUAAUUAAUGGGGCUUUAAAGUCAGCCCAGCAUUAGCUAUGUGCAGCUGUGUUUAGUAUCCACUUCUCAAAACCUGUUGGCAAUCUUUAAUACAUCAAUAUGAACCAUGUGUUUUUGUUAUCUUAUUAUUUUGUUUGAAAGGGCAUCUGUCUGGUGUUUUUGGCUAUUUUCACAUUUGCUUUUGAGACAGACACAGAGGAGUGUCUUAUCACAGUUGUCGCAUUGUGACUGUGUAACCGGAGAAUAAAAUAAUAUAAAAUUUUCA
Petromyzon marinus (sea lamprey) is the source of this 9097-nucleotide messenger RNA. It is a transcript of the gene UBE3A, whose product is annotated as ubiquitin protein ligase E3A. The record is from RefSeq and is a predicted model, not a curated record. Gene Ontology annotation, biological process: protein polyubiquitination. Gene Ontology annotation, molecular function: ubiquitin protein ligase activity. NCBI's taxonomy places the organism in Eukaryota, Metazoa, Chordata, Hyperoartia, Petromyzontiformes, Petromyzontidae.